AUGGCCACUGCCAUGCGAAAAUGUUCAAAGGAGGCUCUCAAGGAUCUUGUGCGACUACCGUUCUUUGCCGACAUCUCAAAGGAUACCUUUAUUCAUUGGCCAAAGCGGUGGCGCAUGUAUCCACACCAACAGCUCGCUAGAUGCUACCAGCAACAAGACACCCCUUGGAGUAUGGAGAGUUUGUUUGGUGUCGGAUGGGAGAAAAAUCA
This is a messenger RNA of Acaulospora colombiana, 209 nucleotides long. Lineage: Eukaryota; Fungi; Glomeromycota; Glomeromycetes; Diversisporales; Acaulosporaceae. The record is from the annotation of a GenBank genome assembly.